Molecule: messenger RNA, 2683 nt
Organism: Oryza sativa Japonica Group (Japanese rice)
Lineage: Eukaryota; Viridiplantae; Streptophyta; Magnoliopsida; Poales; Poaceae
Source: RefSeq, a predicted model, not a curated record
AUGUCGGGCGUCACGGCGUCCCGUGUCAUGGUGGGGUCGCCGGCGGCGGCGCUGCUCGCGUUCGCGCUGCAUUGCUGCGUCAGGGAGGCGGCAAGCACUGGGUUGAUGUCGGAACCCGACGAGUUGAGGCGGUCGGAGAAGGAGGCGCAGUGUAACCUGCCGAUGGAGUGCGCGCCGGAGAGCACGACGAGGUCGCCGACGCCGAGCCCCUUAGCGGCGAAGAAGCUGGCGGUGAGGCCGGAUAGAUUGGAGGUCGGCGGCAGGAGGAAGUCGUUAGAUUGGAGGUCGGCGGCGGGAGGAAGUCUUGGCCUCGUUCGCUCCUCUGAUCCUCUCGCACGCGGCAUUCGCUAUCGACGCGCGGCGCCGUCGUCUCUAUCGCCGGUGCGGCGUCCUGGACUCGGGACUUGGGAGGAGGGGGGGGGGGGGGGUAGGCGGGAGGAGCAAGGUACAGGAGCUCCACACCUCGCCCUACCGAGCCCUCCGCUGCCGCCGCGCCCAUUCCUCCUCCACCUCAAGUCGCUCCCGUCCCCCGUCGCCGCUGCGGCCGCGCUCCUCUCCGCGCCGACGCGCCUCCACGACCACCCCUUCGCCGCCUGCGUGCUCUACCGCCUCGCCCGCGCGCGCCUCUUCCCGCUCGUGCCCCCGCUCCUCGCCACGCUGCACUCCCGCGGCGCGCCGCUCCGUCCCUCCGUGCUCGCCGCCGCCUCCCGCCCCGACGCCGCGGUCCUCGUCUUCCGCGCCGUCCCGGCCUUCUGCUCCCACUCCGCCGCCACAUUCCAUUCGCUCCUCAACGCCCUUGUCUCCAAUGGCCGCGCGGAUGCCGCCAGGGACAUGCUCCAGCUCGCCCCGAAGCUCGGCGUCCGUGAGGGUGAGCUGGGCGCGGCGGAGCGGCUCAUCGACGAGAUGGUGCGCCGGGGCGUGGCGCCAAAUGCGGCCACCUACUCCCUGCUGAUGCAGGGGCUCUGCGACGCCGACCUCCACGCCGACGCCGAGAAGCUGAUGUUUGACAUGGAGUACCGUGGCUACCAGGCCGAGGUGGUGAACUACGGCGUGCUGACGAGCUCCCGCGCGAGGCGCGGCGACGUCAACGGCGUCAGGGAGCUCCUCUCCGCCAUGCGCAAGCGGAAGCUCAAGCCCGACGACGCGAGCUACAACGUCCUGAUCAAGUGCCCGUGCGACGUCGGCAGGGUCGACGAGGCGCACAGGGCGCUGCUUGACAUGCAGCUCAAGGGCACCGUGCCGGGCGCCGCCAACGUACCGCGUCCUCGUCGACGGGUGCUGCAGGGCUCGCGACUUCGAGCUGGGUCUACGGGUUUUCAACGCGAUGUUGGCGAGCGGACACUGUCCUCAACCUCGCACCUUGUGAGAGGGCUCGGCGAGGACGGCAAGGUGGAGGAGGCGUGCUUCGUCUUGGAGCAGAUGGCGAGGAGGGAGAUGAGCUUGGAUGCAGAUGGGUGGCAAGCUGUUGUCACCUGCGUUCGCAGCAGCCGCAGCACCCAGCUGCCUAGUUGGGGCAUGGUGGGUGUAUCAACGUUCUAUUUGAGACGCCCUCUGGCUUUGCAAUAUUCGCUUAUGAUGGGAUCAAGCUCCUUAAACCAAAUGCCAUGCAGGAUAUCUGGGCAGACUUCGUCAGCGAAUAUGUGGCAAAAAGACAUAUACCCUGCAUGAGUGGUCCUCAUGUGGAUGAGUUAAUGUGGGGCUUGAAGAUUCAGAUGCGGUGUUUAGUGCCUGGAGAAAUUCAGAGCUGAUUAAAGAGGAUCGCUUUCCGAUGAGUGUAGGAAUGACAUUUCUCCUGAAUCGUCAUAAGUUUGGAGUCCAUCCAGAUAUGUUGGUUAUUAAACUUAUUAUUGAGAAGGCAGGUGUCAUGUUCGAGUGUGAUCGUUGUGUGAACCAACAUAAUGACCCCCUGCGCAGUGCUGCUGAGCACAUUAAGAAAAUAUCUCGCAUUGACACACAGAGUUGGGAUUUAAUGAAAGUUGCGGCAGCGUUCAAGGUGAUAUGCUGCCCUGGAGAAAAAAAUGAACCUGAAGAAUGGCUGUUUACAAGACUACAACUGGAGUGGUUUAGAGAUGAUGCACCUAAAUAUAAAGAUAAGAUCUUGAAGGUGUCUUGGUUGAUAGUCUAUAAUGAAAUAUUCAGGGCCCGUGAACUUAGGCUUAAGACGGCUCGAGUAUUGUUAUGUUUGGUGAAGCGGGCCAAAGAGGCAUAUGAAGCUGAGCAAGCAGGUGAAGCUGCAAGUGAUAAUGAAAUUGGUCCUGAUGGGAAGGAGAUUCAUCCUGGUAUCACACCUGUAAUCAUUGAUGAACUUACAGAGUGCGUGUGUGAUAUCAUUCUUUCAGCAGGACGUAAGGAAAGACAGGUUCAUAUUCCCUGAAGCCGAAGUUGCAUCAGAAUCUGGUGAUGUCUCAAAUAUGGUGAUUGAGAAAUUAGGGGCCCGCAUACAACAAGAUGCCUUUCCAUUCGCAAAUAUUUAUCAGCUUUAACUUUGCCUUAGUGAGUUUUGACUAUUGGUAGUUUCUAAAUUAUUUAUGUAACAUGAAAGCUCCAUUUUUAGAUUUGCAACCCAAAAAAAAUACUAUGCAAACAUUCUACAUUUUAAUUCUCUCAUGUACUGCUUAAAAACUAAUGGUCAGAAAUUUAGAAUGUCAAAGCUUAUGAGUUUAGAAACUAUUUCAUAUUUUAA